Suillus plorans is the source of this 3395-nucleotide messenger RNA. RefSeq lists its product as uncharacterized. The transcript is spliced from 9 exons. Gene Ontology annotation, biological process: regulation of chromosome condensation. The record is from RefSeq and is a predicted model, not a curated record. Bases 67 to 3075 code for a protein of 1002 amino acids. NCBI's taxonomy places the organism in Eukaryota, Fungi, Basidiomycota, Agaricomycetes, Boletales, Suillaceae.
GACAAGAGCUCGCUGUCUACCACGGUCCACAACCAUAUCCAUAUUCUACCGACGAUCACAGCAACGAUGCAAAGGACUUACGGACGUAAGAACUCGCGCCGUGCACGACCAAACUCGCCAGGUGUGGAGGCUGUGCUUUCACCACCGCGGAAACGACCCAGAAUCGAGGUUGAGAUCGUGCAGCCACCGUCUAGUGCGUAUUUAUCACCACCUAAAGUAACCAGUCCCAUCCGAAGAAGUACGACGAUGCCUGAUGUGGGCUCAAUUUCGAGUACGCCGUCAAAAAUUCGUACGCCGACUAAGCCAGCUCGGGAUCUGAGCACGUUGUUCUCCGCUUCUCCGCAUCGGACGCCGAACUCACCUGGAAAGUCGCUCGGAGUGGUGAAACGUAUGCUGUCACGCUCGCGCACGGAGUCGUCCGUUGACCAUAAUACUGGUCAUAAUGUCUGCUCAUUAACCCCAUCGUCUAACACACUUCCUGUCCAUUCUUCUCCACCGAAGAUAGCCUCCUCGCGUUCACCUUCCCCAACACAGAAUAAACCACUUCUGACAAAGCACACACGGACGUAUGCUGGGGCAUCACGGUCGUACCGUAUUGCGCUUCCGGCAGCUGAUCUCGCAGAGCCAGAUGACACGCGUGAAUCUUAUGCUGACUUGCGGUCUCGGUGGGGCGUCGACAACUCCGAGGAUGAUCCACGUCCUUUCGACAAUGAUACUGGGACACUGAAGAGGAUCUCUAGCGUGGGUUCGCGGGUGCUAGCGAAUGGGAUGAUGAAUGAUCUCAAGAGUAUCACGGAGUUGCGGAGCAAGGGCGAAAGCAGACGAUUUCUUGACGAGGUAGGGUAUCUAUUUGAAAGCAUAGAGAGUGGUUGUGCUAUUGCACUCCGCAGAGCCAGUGUCUUGGAAAUUGUCACUAAACUAUGCGACCCCGAAUUCAACCGCCGUGCGAAAACAUCUGAUUUUUAUGCUCGCACUUGGGAUAUAUUCCUCAAAGCCCGCGGAGACGGUCCAGACAAGAUUCUUGAUGCCACCCUUUCCUUCUUUGCGUUCCUUUCCACCCGCGACUUCCAAACCCUUUCCGAACUUGCUCAUAAACCUGAACUCGUCCCCACUCUCCUCGAUAUCCUGCGCUCCCUCACUCCCACCUCCGACAUCAAGGGUGAUGGGCUCAAUCAGGGUCUGAAGAAAGAUAUCCUUGCACUCGCCCUGUCGGGGGUAGAUGCAAUGGGGCUGAGAGCAUCGGGUAUCAUCAGGACAGACGUCGCGCCGCUCAAAGCACUUGCAGAUGUGAUCGCGAAAUCAGGAGUGAUGAAGGAUACACAUGGGCUCUCCACCCGUACUCUGCUUAGCAAUACACUAUCAUCCUUACCGGCUUCCCUCCUUCCGCCUGCAUUGCAGACCCUCCCAUCAAUCCUCAAUUCCCUCCGUGCAGAGCUUCUGCUUGUACCUCCACGCGUCAGUGCUUGGGAGAGGGGCCUGGAGCUGUUUCCCAGUUAUACAUGCUCGGAUAUAGGACUGGGGAAAAAUGGGAAUACAAAAAGAAAUGGGAAAGGAAAAGAAACACAUAAACCCUCAGAUCCCCCGAUAGAGAUCGCCACUCCCUCCCUCGCUCACAUCCACGCCUGUCUCAGCCUCGUAGACACCUACCUCUUGAAAGAGUGGAUAGGCCACGUUCCAUCACGUUCUAGUGUCGCAAGUGAUGGUUCACAUGGGACUAGAGAACAAUCGGAAAUAUACCGUGCGCUGGCGGACCCGAUACUUACAGACGAACUCGUGGAGCUGUGCGUGGCCACUGAAAUUCUUGUACGAGAUUGUGUACGGGAUUCGGAUACAAUGAACAAGGAAGAGGAUGUGGAGGAAAGUCAGGCCCUAUCCCUGAUUACCCGUGUGGUGUUACGUGCACAAGCUGGAUGGGUCGGGAGUCUUGGCGUUGAUGGGGUUAAGGGCGAACGGGAUGACGAGACGACGCAGGGGAAUGAACAACAUGCAGUAAAACUGGAGGAGCUGGAGGGUAUAGAUACUUCUUCCCCACCUUUACCCGGCUCCCGACGUGAAUCUACACGUUCCCCUCGAAAACGGACACCGCUUCCUGUUUCUUCACCGUCCAAACUUGCACAUAAACCUUCAAUUACAACCAAUGCGCCAAGUAAACUUGGCAGGCAGGGUAUGUUGCAUAGAAACGAUACGCCAAGUAAAAGUACCGGCACACCGAGCGAAGGAAAUGACACAGGUAAAGGGAAAAGCAAGGCCAUAUCAGUCCCGCCAUAUACCCUGACACGUGUUGAGUCUUUCGACUUGCUUUGCCUGGCGCUUGGGUUGCUUCUGAACUGGGCAUCUGGGGGCAUCGAAGGGGGAGGGGUGAGUGAGGGGAUGGGACGUAUCCUUCUCAAUCGCGCCUGCUCUGCCACCCGCGGCUGCUCGCAUAUCUGUUCAUGCCCUCCGUCUUCACAGGUACCGCUGCUCUCGUGUUUAGUGUCUGUGUAUCAGGCAUUUGGCAGUUCCGUAUUUGUAUCAGCUGAUUCUUCAUCGCGGACACAAAAAAUCGUGUCUGGCCACGAACGUAAACUGACCAUGGGUGCCGGUCGGAAGCCGCCAUCUGCAUGUCAGCAAGAUUCUCCCUCUGCAAGCCCUACCUGCCACUCCACUUCCUCUAGACGUAAAACUGCUUCCUCCCUACCCACAUUGAACACGUCCAGCAUGCCUCAAUCUCCCGAACUCACUUUCCUGGCAGGGUACACCGCUGUUCUUCUCGGUCUCCUCUGCACACCCACAGCUCCGCAUGAAAUCCGGGUACUAUCUACAAACCGAUCACUGAUAUUUAGCGAUGUCGUCAUCGAGACGCUCAUCAAAGACGUGCGAGACUUUUUGGCUCUUUAUGACGAUCUCGAGGGAGAACUCAGUGAUGAGGGUGAUAUUGUGGAUGUGGAUAUGAGUCCAGAUGUGGAUCGAGGGCGUAGCGGGGGACGAGGACAAGGUGGGGGAAAGGGGAGGGGUAAAGCGCUAGAGAAGAAGAGCGAAGAUGUAGCGCGCGGGGUACUGAGAGCGUUAGAGGCGCUACGAGACGAUGGACUAUGAGAUGGUCGUCGAUACUUGCUUUCAACUGCGGUAGGUUUGAAGAUCCUUUCUGUCAAUGACGAUGGUUGGUUAUAUUGUGGCAUCAUGUCCGAUACGAUUAGAAGGGACGUUUUUAUUCCUUCUGUUAUGGUCUAACUAAGGGAGAUUGGUUGACGAGAGCCGACAAGGCGGGAAACGACACACAGUUCGCAUCGUCACAGAAGGUAUAGAGCAGACGAAUGGUGAAGCGCAGGAUCACAUGCAUCAUGGGUUCAAUCCGGUGACAUCUCAAGGUGAUUCAAAUAUGUAAACAACAACUCUGUCACAGUGGUGCAAGCCGC